AUGUUCGACACGGUCUGCACGCUGCCGCUCUCCUCAGACUUGUUCACGCAGGCUAUUCACCCUAACGAGCCCGUCGUGUCGGUCGGUCUGGCUGCGGGGCAUGUUCAAACAUUCCGGUUGCCGGCGGAAGAGACUGAUAUCGACGAUGAUGGCGCAUCGACUGCGUCCUCACGCAAUGGAAAGGGCCACAUCGAUACUAUGUGGAAGACAAGGCGGCAUAAGGGCAGCUGCCGGUGCUUGGGUUUCAGCAUUGACGGCGAGAUGCUGUACUCUGCUGGCACGGACGGCCUGGUGAAGAUCGCCAAAUCAGAGAGUGGGCAGGUGGUGAACAAAAUCGCAAUUCCUCUGGAGAAGACUGGAUCUGUCGAUGCGCCAACCGUGAUCCAUGCUCUCUCUCCUCAAACUCUUCUGCUUGCUACCGACUCGAGCGCAUUGCACCUCUACGACCUCCGCAUUCCUUACUCCAAGGUGUCUGCGCGUCCCGAGCAGUCGCAUCACCCCCACGAUGACUACAUCUCCUCUCUGACCCCUCUUCCUGCCUCUGACACCAGCACCUCCGGCUUCAGCAAACAGUGGGUGACAACUGGCGGCACAACGUUGGCGGUGACUGAUCUGCGCCGGGGCGUCCUGGUACGCAGUGAAGAUCAGGAGGAGGAAUUGAUUAGCUCCGCAUACAUUGGCGGCCUGGCCAGCAGCGGUACCAGCCGCGGCGAGAAAGUGGCAGUAGGUGGGUCGAAUGGCAUCCUUACGCUCUGGGAGAAGGGCGCCUGGGACGACCAGGACGAGCGAAUCUACGUCCAGCCCGAUGCAGGUGGCGCCGAGUCCAUCGAGACCCUGAUAGCGGUGCCGGAUGAGCUAGGCAAGGGCAAGAUGUUGGCCGCCGGCCUAGGCAAUGGACUCGUGAAAUUCAUCCGCAUCGGUCCUAACAAGGUCUCUUCGGAGGUUGUCCACGACGAGACCGAGGGCGUGGUCGGUUUAGGCUUUGACGUGGAAGGCCGCAUGGUCACCGGUGGUGGUCAAAUUGUCAAAGUCUGGCACGAGGCCGGCAGUGGGGGCAGAGACGGCUUGGCGGGUGAAAAGCACAUGCUCGGUGACAGCGACGACAGCGACGAUGAUUCUGAUGACAGCGAUGCUGAAGAGCGACCGAAUGCGAAUGCGGAUGCGAACGAUCGCAAGAAGCGCAAGAAGGGCAAGUCGGGCCGUGGCACUGGACCGGACGUCUUGGCUUUUGACAUGGACUAA
This is a messenger RNA of Penicillium canariense, 1242 nucleotides long. RefSeq names its product WD40 repeat domain-containing protein. The transcript is spliced from 2 exons. Bases 1 to 1242 code for a protein of 413 amino acids. NCBI's taxonomy places the organism in Eukaryota, Fungi, Ascomycota, Eurotiomycetes, Eurotiales, Aspergillaceae. Gene Ontology annotation, molecular function: protein binding. The record is from RefSeq and is a predicted model, not a curated record.